CUGAUUGAUUAAGAUCACAUAUAUCUGCAAUCUGCAUCCGAUCGCAGCUGAAUUCCACCCAUGGCUACCGCCUACUCUACUCCAGCCUAAUCAUAACUCCACACUCCACAUUAUCCAACUCAAUGAACUCAACGUUCAAAACAAAACAAUGGCACAAUCCUCACGAAUAAUUCUCUCGAUCAUCGUCAUCAUCAUCUCCAUUUCAUUUCCAUCUGCACUUGCAUCACAGCCUUUCAAAUUCAGGCGGACCCCAAGGCUCUCUGGAAGAUUCUCAAAGCAAACGAAACCUCAACCCCAACCCCAACCACAACAUCAACAACAGCACCAGUACGAGACCAAAUAUUACGAGCAGCGUCUCGACCAUUUCAGCUUCGCGGAUCUCCCGAACUUCCAGCAACGAUACCUAAUAAACACCGAGCACUGGUUGGGCCCCUUCCACUUGGCCCCAAUCUUCCUCUACUGCGGCAAUGAGGGAGACAUCGAAUGGUUCGCCGUUAAUUCCGGCUUCAUGUGGGACAUCGCGCCCAAGUUUGGCGCCAUGCUUGUCUUUCCCGAGCACCGUUACUAUGGCGAGUCACUGCCGUAUGGAAGUAGAGAAGAGGCGUAUAGAAAUGCUACGACGUUAUCGUACCUGACGGCAGAACAAGCUUUAGCUGAUUUCGCCGUUUUAAUUACUGACUUGAAACGGAAUUUGUCGGCUGAAGCUUGCCCUGUUGUGUUAUUCGGUGGAUCCUAUGGUGGAAUGUUAGCGGCCUGGAUGAGGCUGAAGUAUCCUCACAUCUCCAUCGGUGCACUUGCUUCUUCAGCACCGAUUCUUCAAUUUGAAGAUAUUGUGCCGGCAGAAACAUUUAAUGACCUUGUAUCCAAUGAUUUCAAGCGUGAAAGUACCAGCUGCUUUAACACUAUAAAAAAAUCCUGGGGUGAAUUGAUAUCUGAAGGUCAGAAAGAGAAUGGACUUCAUGAACUGGCCAAAACUUUCCGUCUAUGUAGGGAUUUAAGUAAGACAGAAGAUCUUGCUGACUGGUUGGAAUCUGCAUAUAGUUAUCUGGCAAUGGUGGAUUACCCAUAUCCGUCUGAAUUUAUGAUGCCUUUGCCUGGAUACCCUAUAAGAGAGGUUUGCAACAAAAUUGAUAAUUCUCCAGAGGGUUCUAGCAUUCUGGAGCGCAUAUUUGAAGGAGUUAGUGUUUAUUACAAUUACACCGGAAAAGUCGACUGCUUUGAACUAGAUGAUGAUCCUCAUGGCUUGGAUGGUUGGAACUGGCAGGCAUGCACUGAGAUGGUUAUGCCAAUGUCUAGUAGCCAAGAUGCGAGCAUGUUUCCUACAUAUGACUUCAAUUACUCCUCUUUUCAAGAAGAAUGUUGGAAGAAAUUCAAGGUGGUACCAAGACCUCGAUGGAUAACAACGCAAUUUGGUGGACAUGUUGUGUAUGAGAAUUGAUUCGUCUCUCCCUUACCAUUUUUCUCAGUUGACUCCCUUACCAUAUUUUGGUUUUGUUGAUAUUGUAUAUUAAGUAUGUUGGCACUUGCAUACGCUAUUUACGUAUGUGAAUUGUGUAAGAAAUCUUAUAGCUACAAAAUGGGGGUUGAUGGAAUAACCAUACAUGGAAUGUGGGUGAACUUGUCUUUAUGCAUUUUCUUGUCUUAUUAGAUCUCAGAAAAUUAUGUUUUUGUAUGUUAUGUGUGUUUGUGCACUUUCCUUUUAAGUCUUGAUCAAGAAAAAGUUCAACUGUCAUGUAACUUACAGUUGACUACUGAGUUUUCUUAAGGUUUCAAAAGUGUGAACCCUAGGGUACUUAAUAGGACACUUUAUUCAGAAAAGUAAACUUUUACACUUGACAUAAUAAAAAGAUAUGCUAGAGCGAAGGACAAUGUUUAUAUUCCCAAAUUCUCUUUAUUCUUGCUAUUUGCUUCAAGUUGCUGUGAUUCCCCUAAAUCCCCAGCAUAAAAGAUUCAAGAGUGCACUUCUGGGAAUGGGAAAAACGUUGAUAGAAUAGUCUUUGAUCUGAAUGGUGGUUAUAUUGAAUUCCCAUCUCUGGUCUUGUAAAUUUAUUUUGCCAAUUGUACUGUGCUCUGCUUGCUUUGGGCCGCUUGUUUUGUCUUGAGACGCUUAAGUGGAGUAACCUAAAUCUUGAGGCUGGCAGUUAGAUAUGCUUAUAAGUCAUUUUUCAGAAUCUUGUGUCCUAAAGCGGUAUCAUUAUCAUUUUGCAAGGGUCUGUUGGUUCAUGCAAAUAUAUCGUGUGGCUAUGUUUGCUAUUUCAAUUGCUUCUUAUAUAUGUUAGGUAUAAAACCUGUAAUAUUUUGUCAAUGAAUAGCUUGUGGUCCCAUAUUCAUGAUACAAAUAUUGCGUAUUCUUGAA
Messenger RNA from Pistacia vera, 2356 nucleotides. RefSeq names its product lysosomal Pro-X carboxypeptidase. Bases 149 to 1438 code for a protein of 429 amino acids. Gene Ontology annotation, biological process: proteolysis. NCBI's taxonomy places the organism in Eukaryota, Viridiplantae, Streptophyta, Magnoliopsida, Sapindales, Anacardiaceae. The record is from RefSeq and is a predicted model, not a curated record. Gene Ontology annotation, cellular component: vacuole. Gene Ontology annotation, molecular function: dipeptidyl-peptidase activity; serine-type exopeptidase activity. The transcript has 8 exons.